Iphiclides podalirius (scarce swallowtail) is the source of this 540-nucleotide messenger RNA. Lineage: Eukaryota; Metazoa; Arthropoda; Insecta; Lepidoptera; Papilionidae. The record is from the annotation of a GenBank genome assembly.
AUGUGUGGAAUCGAUAACAGUACGUGCACACGCAACCGCGUUAUCGAACGGGCCAAUAUUUACCCGAGCAACAGCGGAACGCGAAUCGCGCCGUACGAAGGUGAGCUCCGCGGCGCCGGAGCCCCUCGCCUGAAGGGUCCUAACGGCAUUGCGAUCGUUCCGUGCAAGACUUACCCGCAACUGAGGGUCGUGGGGAAAGCGGCUGCGGCUGCGGCGGCGCACUCACAAACAGCACACGUGCACGGGCGCGCACCUGUCGCGUACUGGCGGGCCACCGCCGCGGGCGUGCACCUUUAUCUGCGGGCGAGGCGCGCGCGCAGGCCGACGCGCCGAGGUGGACUGACUGCCGGCGCGGUACCUGCGCCCACCUGCCCCCUCCCCGCCCCACCAGGAACCGGACGGUGCUCCAAAACAAAACGGUCAACAAAGGACGUGCCACGAAUGUUAGCCACCGUACGCGGCUGGACCGGGCAGGCGGCUGCGCUGCCGACCGUCCCGCACCUGAUCCAGGCGGAGUCCGGAAUGAUGGUUGACGGGCUC